Penicillium taxi is the source of this 1497-nucleotide messenger RNA. RefSeq names its product DNA-directed RNA polymerase I subunit RPA49. Gene Ontology annotation, biological process: RNA polymerase I preinitiation complex assembly; transcription elongation by RNA polymerase I; nucleolar large rRNA transcription by RNA polymerase I. The transcript has 3 exons. The record is from RefSeq and is a predicted model, not a curated record. Bases 1 to 1497 code for a protein of 498 amino acids. Gene Ontology annotation, cellular component: RNA polymerase I complex. Lineage: Eukaryota; Fungi; Ascomycota; Eurotiomycetes; Eurotiales; Aspergillaceae. Gene Ontology annotation, molecular function: DNA binding.
AUGCCUUCCGAUAAUGUGGAGAAGAAGCGCAAGCGCGCAUCAGACCGCCACGAGCGUCCCACAAAAAAGCCCGCUUUGGAGCUACAAGCCCUUCCUCCUCUGGCAGCCAGCGUUGUCGAAGACAAGAGCGAGCUUGCACCGGUUAUUGCUACCACUCCUGGAGUCCUAAAUGCGAAAUCCCUUCGCUGGGACGCAUAUGUCAAGACUCGCGAUAAUGCCAGUUCUUCAGGAGUCGCCCGAAACCCUGGCAUUGUCUCCUCCGAGAUCCUGCUGCAGUCUUCUGAUCACGAGAAAAUGGAUUUUGUUGGCCGUGAGGGCACAGGAGACGAUACAGACUCGCAAUUGAAGCACUAUGUUGCCGUUGUGGACCCGGAGCGCAAGACAUGGCAGAUUGUGGAGGCACGACGAGUGACCCUCAGAGGUGCUGUCCGCAGUUACAGGAACGCUUCUGACGAUGAAGAUUCUGAGGAGGAGAUGAACACCAUGCGGGCCCAACGCACGGCAUUGACCAACACAUUCGGUACAAAGCAGUCUCGCAAGGCAGUCCAAUCUAUGGCCGAGAAUGCCAAGCUGUCCAACGCCCCAGUCGGUGCUGUCCCCGAAGCCGGUGCUGCGCUUAUCUCCUCUUUGCCAGCGGGUGCCGCUUCCGGUCUGGUCAAGAUGGCAAAUGUACAGGCUGAAGUUCAAGCAGCGAAGCCCUUGCCUAUUCCCGAUCUCACUGCUGCUCAUCCCGCCGAUGUCUACACGAUCGAAUCUUUAGUUCCGGGUGGACACUCGACACUUCGUCUAUUGACUGGUAUCGAGGAGUGGAAGCAGCAGGUUGAGGCCGGCAUGGGGGUGACCACUGGAUCUCGAUUCGUUGCCAGCCGCGUGGAAGCAGUAGUGCUUUCUGGAAACCAGACCCAGCUGCAAGUUCUUCGGUUCAUCCAGCUGCUGCUUGAAUUCGCGCGCUGCCUUAAAAGUGGAAGGGGUGACAAGAGCUCUGGCCCCGGCAGCAAGAAAUUGCCUCCCCGUGAAGACCUUCGCAAGAUUCUGUCUAGUACAUCUGGAGCCGUUUCUAAGGAUUCCAAGAAUACCGAGGCUGAGUCGGUAGAUCUCCUUUCAGACUCUGUGGUUGAUGCUGUGCGUCGCCGCUUCGCUCCAAACGGAGCCUACAUGACCAAGCAUGAACAGACUCUCCUCCACACCACCAUCUGUGCCCUAUCGCUGCACAUUCCCCCGCAACCAGCCAAGGAUGGUGGAUCCAGUUCCCUCGGUGGCAACUCACCCAAUGAACUGGCUACAGACCCUUCAAAUCUACGUGACGAUCUGCACAUUGAGUCAAAUACCAUGAUCCAGUACUUCCGCGAGCUGGGCUGCAAGAUUGACAAGCCCCGCGAAACAGAGCACAAAAAAUGGAACAUCAAGGGUGGAAAGGCCGAGGCUAAUGCGCGCCGGAUUGCCCGUCUGCGUAUUCCUGUUGAAUUCCCCAAGGUCAGCCGUGGGGCACGGAAGUAA